Parascedosporium putredinis is the source of this 921-nucleotide messenger RNA. The record is from the annotation of a GenBank genome assembly. Lineage: Eukaryota; Fungi; Ascomycota; Sordariomycetes; Microascales; Microascaceae.
AUGUCGGCCGAACAGAAAGUGGGCGACGCUGUCGCAGACGAGAAGAAGGAGAUAGUGGCGCCGGAACCUUCGAGCAUAGAGACCAAAGGGACCCCGAAGCCGGAAGUGGUCGAGGAUUUUCCUGACCCGGAUGAGGAUGAUUUGGACGAUCUCGACGCCCGCGCCCCUCCAGCGCCGGUAGCGGCAGCCGAAAAGACCACGGCAGCACCUGCACCUAGCGCGAGCGUCGAGGACGACGAUGCUCUUCUCGACGACGAGUUGGCGAAAGAACUCGAAAAGGGCAUGGCAAGCUUCUUUGGCGGACUCGAAGGCUCGAUCGCCGAAGCCACUACGGAUGUGGAUGACGAAACUGCUUCCGCUGCUGCUACCGCCGGCGUGUCCUCCGCAGCUGGCCCGACCUCGGACGCCUCUUUCCAAGACACCAUUCGCCGUACGAUGGAGAGGAUGAAGACUUCGGAGAACAAGACGACGGAAGAUCUCUCCAAGGAUGAAGGCCAAGAUAUGCUCAACGAUCUGAUGGGGCUCCUUGGGAAUGGAGCCCUUGGCGGAGAAGGCGGCACCGAUGAUCUUAAUAAGAUGCUCUUGGGCAUGAUGGAACAGCUCACAAACAAGGACAUUCUCUACGAACCUAUGAAGGAGCUACACGACCAGUUCCCUGGCUGGCUGGAGGCUAAUGGGUCCAAGUGCGCCGCCGACGACUUGAAGCGUUACGAGGAACAGCGGGUAAUUGUGGCAGACAUCGUCGCCAAGUUUGAUGAGCCCUCAUACUCGGAUUCAAAUCCUGCCCACCGUGAAUACAUUGUGGAGAAAAUGCAAAAGAUGCAAGCCGCCGGCUCUCCACCUCCCGACCUCGUCGGGGAUCUACAAUCGGCACAAGAGGCAUUAAACGCACCAAACGACGAAGCUUGUAACCCCCAGUAG